CGGCGCCGGAGAGGGGUCCUCUCCUUAGCUUCUAGUAGAUCCUCCUGUCGCCGUUGUUUCCUUCCGCGGUGAGGCUGGUUUGUGGUGUCGUUCGGGGUCCUCUCUUGUUGGUGGUUCCAGUGUGCUUUUCUGACGCGUGGCGCGUCGAAUCGUCGGGUGGUGGUCUCCGGUGAUGGAUUGGUGUAGUCGCUUCAUGUCUUCAUCGAUCCCGUGGCUUUUCUCUGGCGGAUCUGGGUUGGCGAUUUCUUCGAGUGUCGGUGUGUCUCUGGUGGGUUGGUUGGCUCUGGUGAGGAGUGGGUGGGGGCUUCGCUUUGGUUGAGUUUCAUGGGGUCGACUUCCGGUGAGUCUCUCACUGGUUUUGCAGAUAUCCUCCUCCCAGACGGUGUCUUGCGCCUUGCUUGUCGGAUCCGGUUUCACGUGACAGAGAAGAAGUAUGGGUACUCACAUCGAUUUCAACAACUUAGGCGGCGAUUUGUCUGGAGGGAAUGAGUGUAAUGCUAACCAGUCAAAGCCAUUGGCGAGGCAGUCUUCGUUAUAUUCCUUAACGUUUGAUGAGCUUCAGAGUACAUUAGGUGAGCCAGGGAAAGAUUUUGGGUCAAUGAAUAUGGAUGAGCUACUCAAGAACAUAUGGACUACUGAGGAUAGUCAAGCCUUUAUGACUGCUACAUCUUCGGUUGCAGCAGCGAGACCUAGUGGUUGUGUUCCGGGAGGGAAUGCUUUACAGAGGCAAGGCUCCUUGACUUUGCCUAGAACGCUUAGUCAGAAGACUGUCGAUGAAGUCUGGAAAUACUUGAAUUCGAAAGAAGGUAGCAAUGGGAAUACUGGAACGGAUGCGCCUGAGAGGCAACAGACUUUAGGGGAAAUGACUCUGGAGGAUUUCUUGCUCCGUGCUGGCGUUGUUAAAGAAGAUAAUGCUCAGCAGAACGAAAACAGUAGUACCGGGUUUUAUGCUAACAACGGUGCUGCUGGUUUGGGGUUUGGAUUUGGUCAGCCGAAUCAAAACAGCAUAUCGUUCAACGGCAACAAUAAUUCUAUGAUCAGGAAUAAAGCACCUGGUUUAGGCCUCAAAGUUGGUGGAACCAUGCAGCAGCAGCCACAUCAGCAGCAGUUGCAGCAGCCACAUCAGAGACUGCCUCCAACUAUCUUUCCAAAACAAACGAAUGUGACAUUUGCAGCGCCUGUGAAUAUGGUCAACAGGGGUUUAUUUGAGACUGGCGCAGAUGGUCCAGUCAACAGUAAUAUGGGAGGAGCAGGGGCCACUGUUACAGCUACUUCUCCUGGGACGAGCAGUGCAGAAAACAAUGCUUGGUCAUCACCAGUUCCUUAUGUGUUUGGUCGGGCAAGAAGAAGCAAUACCGGCCUGGAGAAGGUUGUUGAGAGAAGGCAAAAGAGAAUGAUCAAGAAUCGGGAAUCCGCUGCUAGAUCAAGGGCUCGAAAGCAGGCUUAUACCUUGGAACUGGAAGCCGAGAUCGAAAGUCUCAAGCAAAUGAAUCAAGAUUUGCAGAAAAAACAGGCUGAAAUUAUGAAAACUCAGAAUACUAAAGGAAUCGUCGAAGCAGCCUCCACUGCUGGCCAAAAGACAAUGCUUGAGAAGAACCCUUACCGGUCCGUGGUAAGAAGGUGAAGUCAAAGCAAGAAGAGCCUGCUAAUGUAAUACAUCACCAAAAAGAAGACAUUGGGAGACUAAUAUGUAAUAGAUGAUAGUGCUACUG
Messenger RNA from Arabidopsis arenosa, 1712 nucleotides. NCBI's taxonomy places the organism in Eukaryota, Viridiplantae, Streptophyta, Magnoliopsida, Brassicales, Brassicaceae. The record is from the annotation of a GenBank genome assembly.